AUGCUGGAUAUCACUCAAUUUAUCGAAGAAAAGGGUGGCAACCCUGAGCUAAUUAGACAGUCUCAAAAAGCCAGACACGCCAAUGUGGAAAUCGUAGAUGUGAUCAUCGCGGACUAUAAAGAAUGGGUUAAGACUCGUUUCCAGUUGGACGAGCUUAACAAGGAACAAAACAAAGUGCAGAAGGAAAUUGGUCUUAAGUUCAAGAACAAGGAAGAUCCAAAGGAACUUUUGGCCAAGAAAGAUGAGAUCGCUGCCGAGAAAAAGAAAUUGAGCGAGCUCGAACAGCAACAGGACUCUGCUUUGAAAGAAAAGGUGUUCCAAGUGGGUAACAUCGUGCAUCCUUCCGUGGUUGUCUCGAAUGACGAGGAAAAUAACGAAUUGGUGCGUAGCUGGAAGCCCAAGGACGUCGCAGAAGUCGGCACCACUGCUUCUUGCUCAGGUAAGCCUGCCAGUUUGUCUCACCACGAAGUGCUUCUAAGAUUGGACGGAUACGACCCUGAGCGUGGUGUGAAGAUCUCGGGCCACAGAGGCUACUUUUUCAGAAACUACGGUGUGUUUUUGAACCAGGCCAUGAUCAACUACGGUUUGUCGUUUCUGGCCUCCAAGGGCUACACUCCUCUACAAGCUCCAGUUAUGAUGGACAAAGAGGUCAUGAAGAGAACUGCUCAAUUGUCGCAGUUUGACGAAGAGCUUUACAAAGUUUUGGAUGGUGAAGACGAAAAAUACUUGAUUGCCACCUCUGAGCAGCCUAUCUCCGCAUACCACUCGAACGAAUGGUUUGAGAAGCCUCAGGAACAAUUGCCUGUUCGCUACGCAGGCUACUCGUCAUGUUUCAGAAGAGAAGCCGGUGCUCAUGGUAAGGACGCAUGGGGUGUGUUCAGAGUCCACGCCUUCGAGAAAAUCGAGCAGUUUGUUUUGACCGAGCCUGAAAAGUCGUGGGAAGAGUUUGACAGAAUGAUUGCCAUGUCUGAAGAGUUCUACCAGUCCUUGGACUUGCCUUACCGCGUGGUGGGCAUCGUGUCAGGCGAAUUGAACAAUGCUGCCGCUAAGAAGUACGAUUUGGAAGCCUGGUUCCCUUACCAGCAGGAGUACAAAGAGCUUGUGUCGUGCUCAAACUGUACCGACUACCAGUCCAGAAACCUGGAAAUCAGAUGUGGUAUCAAGAAGAUGGGAGACAGAGAGAAGAAGUACGUCCACUGUUUGAACUCCACAUUGUGCGCUACCCAAAGAGCCCUAUGCUGUGUGUUGGAAAACUACCAAACCGAAGAUGGUCUCGUUGUUCCAGAAGUCUUGAGAAAAUAUAUUCCAGGCGAACCAGAGUUCCUCCCAUUCACAAAGGAGCUUCCAAAGAACUCCACUUCUAACAAGAAGAAGAAUGCUAACGCUAACUAA
Messenger RNA from Lachancea meyersii CBS 8951, 1392 nucleotides. The record is from the annotation of a GenBank genome assembly. NCBI's taxonomy places the organism in Eukaryota, Fungi, Ascomycota, Saccharomycetes, Saccharomycetales, Saccharomycetaceae.